Molecule: messenger RNA, 1032 nt
Organism: Eimeria necatrix
Lineage: Eukaryota; Apicomplexa; Conoidasida; Eucoccidiorida; Eimeriidae
Exons: 1
Coding region: 1-1032 (343 amino acids)
Source: RefSeq, a predicted model, not a curated record
AUGGCUCUCAGCAGGAUCGUCAUGCAGCUGCAGUGGCGGCCAUUUUUCAUAGCAGUUGCAUCGUUUCUUUUGCAUUUGACUAAAGCAAUGGGGGACGAUUGGGAAGAGAAAGUGGGAGGCGGCGUUUAUCCUGCAGUUGAGUAUGUUGCCAACGAGCCCAACAAGACCUACAAUAUCCCAGUGGAGCUAAAUGAUGAACCGUUGGUUUUAAUUCAAUGGUCAACUGACGUGAGCCGCCGCCGCCGUGAGUUCCAAUACUCCUUCCCCCCAGGUAUUCUUGUAGUUGCACUAUUAAUGGCUGCCGGAGCAUUUUUCUUGUGGAGUACAAAGCGCGGAGCUUUAACACAUCGGGGAGAAGUACCCAGUGAUGCAAAUGCAACUGAUAAAGCUGUAAGUCCCGAGUAUAUUGAGGACUGUCUUUCGGGUUACCACGGCGUGGGACAAGACAGUUGCUCCGUUCUUCAGUCCGUUUUGAGGAAGCUCUCGGCAGACCUGCAAAGCGCCAUGCGUGAAACCCAUGAGAAGGAAAGCCUCGCAAGGGCCUUGUUGGACAAGGAAAACACAGAGGUAACGAUCAAUAUGGCUAACACUAUUUCUUCUCUUUCGGAAGCCAGUGCCAAGUUAGCAGCCCCGGCAAAGGCUAUAACCAACACACUAGAGAUAUUACAGCGUCCGCUUUCGGACAGCCAGGCGACUUUUCAUCUAAACGGGGCAUUGGAAGAGCUUCAAGCUGCCAUACAGAAUCCCCUUUACGAUAUGAAGCUAAAGGAUGAGCUUAAUCUUGCCCUAGAGUAUCUCAAACGUGUUGGCGAGGAGCCGGCAUCUGAAACAAGCCUUCCCCAGAUGAAAAAUCUGCUAGGCGAGCAGCAGGACUUUGCCGAACAAAGUAACAGAACGACACUUGAGAUGGUUGUUCAGUGUACAGCUUGGCUCGAAGCCUUGUUCCGCCAACAGCACACGCUUCUAGAGGCAGUGCCUAUCGUUUCCAAAGCAGUCGAAAAUGUACGGACACAGUACGAUUUUUUACUCUAA